UCUACUCACAAAAUAAUCUCUUCUCUUCCUUAUUAUUACUAUUGUCUCCCCAAAAAAAUGUCUCUCACAAAAAUUUCAUUGUUGCCUAUAUUGGCUCUCUUCUUGAUAUCUGCACAUGCAGCAACAUUUGACAUCGUCAACCGAUGCUCUUACACUGUCUGGCCAGCUGCCACUCCCAGCGGCGGUGGUAGGCAGUUAAACUCAGGCCAAACAUGGACUAUAAACGUCCCAGCAGGAACUUCAUCGGGCAGAGUUUGGGGCCGAACUGGUUGCAGUUUUGAUGGCUCAGGUCGUGGUAGUUGUUCAACUGGUGACUGCGGUGGUGCCCUAAGUUGCACCUUAUCUGGUAAAUCUCCACUCACACUUGCCGAAUUUACCCUUAACGGUGGAAACAAUCAAGAUUACUUUGAUUUAUCUGUGAUUGAUGGUUUCAACAUUCCAAUGCAAUUUGCUCCAACCUCUAAUGGAUGCAACAAAGUAAGAACUUGCCAACAAUCUUCUUGCUCUGAUGCUUAUCAGUAUCCGAGUGAUAACACUAAAACAGUUUCAUGCCCAGGUGGUACCAACUACAAAGUUGUCUUCUGCCCUUGAAAUACAUAUAUAGCUCCACAACACUUUUAUGUUUCUUUCUAAAGCCAAUAAACAAAAUGUAAUAAUUUGUCUGCACUAUGUGUAAGAUAUGUAACAAAAUUUUGCUUAAUUUAGGCGUAAGAUUAUUUAUAAAUAAUUUAUCGCCAAAGCAAUAUAAUGGAAUAAAUAAGAGCUUCUAUA
This is a messenger RNA of Vicia villosa (hairy vetch), 771 nucleotides long. RefSeq names its product thaumatin-like protein. The transcript has a single exon. NCBI's taxonomy places the organism in Eukaryota, Viridiplantae, Streptophyta, Magnoliopsida, Fabales, Fabaceae. Gene Ontology annotation, biological process: defense response. The coding region runs from base 58 to 591 and encodes 177 amino acids. Gene Ontology annotation, cellular component: extracellular region. The record is from RefSeq and is a predicted model, not a curated record.